Messenger RNA from Penicillium argentinense, 1221 nucleotides. Its product is annotated as putative pantetheine-phosphate adenylyltransferase. The transcript has a single exon. NCBI's taxonomy places the organism in Eukaryota, Fungi, Ascomycota, Eurotiomycetes, Eurotiales, Aspergillaceae. Gene Ontology annotation, molecular function: dephospho-CoA kinase activity. Gene Ontology annotation, biological process: coenzyme A biosynthetic process. The record is from RefSeq and is a predicted model, not a curated record. The coding region runs from base 1 to 1221 and encodes 406 amino acids.
AUGUCAUCCGACCAGUUCAAAUCAUCGGCGGCGUUAUUGUUGCUUCCGCCGCCACCAGCAUUCUCAUUCGAGCGGGUAAAGGAAGCGUUUGAGCCCACGGUCUCCGAUGUGUUGACGAAGUUGUCAGAGUCCGUACGGGGCACCAACAAGAUUGCCUCAAUCGACAUUGCCCUGACUAUUCCAGAUCUUCAGUCACCAUCUUGCCGACCUAUUGGCAAGGUCUUCGCGCAGCUGCAGCAGUACCUCACUAGCAUCUAUACCCUUAUCGGCGCUAUUGCGGCAGCUCGUGAUAUCGAGUUGGACUCCCCCGGUGGCAUCGAUACUCGCGUACUAUUUCUUGACCCCUCCACUUCUGCUCAGGCAGUUGACUCCCAGACCUGCGUCGGCGACUUGGGAUUCGGACCAGUCGUCGGCCUUCAUUCUCUGGCAACCUCGGGCCGACAGUGGGACCAUUUGUGGUAUCCCAACAACGAGGCGGGCAGGACACUGACCGAUUCAUUUGUUCAGAGUACAGAGGGACAUCGCAAGGGUUAUGCUGAAUCAAUUAAGCAGGCGGUUGCCAGCAAUCCCGGUUGGGCUGUACCUCGGCCGCUGUUAGUCCCGGAGCAGGCACCUUCGGUACCCCACUAUUCAGUGAUCGUGGGAGGAACCUUUGACCAUCUGCAUCUCGGCCACAAACUUCUUCUCACAGCUCUUGCGCUUACUUUGGAACCGCCAAACUCGGAAGACAAGGACCAACCGAGGCUGCUGGCUGUGGGUGUCACGGGAGACGCACUGCUGGUAAACAAGAAGUAUGCGGAGUUCCUCGAGAGCUGGGAAGACCGUUUCCAGAACACAGCUGCUUUCCUUAGAGCCAUCAUGGACAUAUCUGGAAACACUACCCCGCGUCUCGAUCGCACCACUGCACCUGGCCCUAAUGGAAACUUCGUGGUCAUGACAGUGCAACCCAACCUUGCAUUCAAGCUCACGGAAAUCUGGGACCCGUACGGCCCCACGAUUACCGAGGAAAAUAUCUCGGCGAUUGUCGUGUCCAAGGAAACAUCUUCCGGGGGGAAGGCCGUCAAUGACGAGCGGGCCAAAAAGGGUUGGAAAGGUCUGGCCAUCUUCGAGGUGGACGUACUUCAGGCUGGGGAGGCUACAGACGUCACCAACAGCAACUUCGAUGGGAAGAUCAGCAGCACAGACAUCAGACGGCGACGAAUGAACCUGGCCAAGGUGUGA